This is a messenger RNA of Arabidopsis lyrata subsp. lyrata, 588 nucleotides long. RefSeq lists its product as uncharacterized. The transcript has 3 exons. The coding region runs from base 1 to 588 and encodes 195 amino acids. The record is from RefSeq and is a predicted model, not a curated record. Lineage: Eukaryota; Viridiplantae; Streptophyta; Magnoliopsida; Brassicales; Brassicaceae.
AUGAAGGAAACAUCUCAAGAAGGGUUUCCAAUUUCUUGCGUCGUACGGAAACCAAGCCAUGUUUCUAAGGCUAAAGCAGGAUUUAAUACAAGCCUUAGACAAGAUGAUCUUUUUCAGUCAAAGUAUGUUAACGCUAGUGUUAAGGAGCCGUUUUCUGCUGCGGCAACAAACUCUAAAUCUGGUUUGCAGAAAUCCUCCGUUUGUAAGACCAAGACUACUCCUGGGGUGGAUAUUGCAGAACUGUCUGAAGGUUCUGAUUCAAGUGAGAAUAAACGGAACAAGGCUUUAAAUGGAGCACUCGAUGACUUGCUUCGACUAUGUAAGAAGGACGACUUUGUAUCCCGGGUUCCUAGGCAGAAAAACCUUGCUUCAACACAAGUUCACCCAUUCAUCGGAAGUUCAUUGGUUAAGCGUAUACUGCGGGGUAAGACGCUGUCCCCUACAGUUUACGAUCCGUUUGAAAAGGCGACACAAUUGUCGGUGGAUAUGCUAGUGGCCUUCAUUCGACAUGAUCUGGAUAACCCAUUAGAGACAAGCAACGGUGCAGCUAACUUCUAUUUGAGGAUAAUGACACCUAAAGAGAAAUAG